AUGGGAAACACAAAAAGUUUGCCAGUAAAAAGUGAGAAAACAGUCAAGUCGUACAUACGUCGACGGUUUGGCGUGCAGUGCGACAAACUUGACGAGAGUUUGGUGAAACUAUUGGAAGAAGAUUUCACUGAAAACUCAACCAAACGCAAACAACAGAACAACGAGCGAAAGCGAAAGCAGAGCAUUGUACUGCGACUGCGAAAGAAGCUCGGUCAGCGAUCAGAUGAGAGCAAGUCUGAAGAGUCCAUUGCUCUCCUUGCUGAGGAUGACACAGACAACUUUGCCUACCACAACGAGGCCUUUUGUGAUGAUGUCGAAAGCUGUGAGCGUGAUGUUGUGCAUGUUGAGAACAUUGAGACUACUCCAUGCAAGCCCAUGGUCCUCCAUGCCAGAAAAGUUGAAAAUGAAGGUGAAACUAAAGAUAAAGAUUUCACCAUUUCCCCUAACUUGGAUUCCAAGAAUGAUGAGAUUGCCAGCAAAUGGGCCAACCUGAAAUUUGAAGCUGGUCAAGGUGAUGGCCAGCAUGAGGUUAUGGUUGAAGAUCCUUCCAACAUCCAGUUCCCCGCUGAUGAACUUGUUGAAACUGAUAAAGAAGAAAAGAAGACAAUUGAGCAUGCUGAUCAAGGAACAACAGAAGUGCCUGACAAAAUUCAGCCCAAUGAUGUAAAAGAUCAAACAGUUGAGGAAGACAAGAAAACCCCAGAGGAUUCUGAUGCAGAAACCACAGAAGCAAUUCAAAUUCAGUUCCCCACUGAUGAAAUUGUUGAAACUGAUGAUGAAGAAGAAAAGACAAUUGAGCAUGCUGAUACAGGGACAACAGAAGUGCCUGACAAAAUUCAGCCAAAUGUUGAAAAUGAUGAAACAGUUGAGGAAGACAAGAAAACCACUGAGGAUUCUGAUGCAGAAACCACAGAAGCAAAUCAAAUCCAGCUUCCUGCUGAUGAAAUUGUUGAAACUGAUGAACAAGAAAACAAGACCAUUGAGCAUGCUGAUACAGGGACAACAGAAGUUCCUGACAAAAUUCAGCCCAAUGAUGAAACAGUUGGAACAGUUGAGGAAGACAAGAAAACCCCAGAGGAUUCUGAUGCAGAAGCCACAGAAGCAAAUCAAAUUCAGUUACCCAUUGAUGAAAAAGAUGAAUUUGUUGAGGAAGACAAGAAAAUCCCAGAAAGUUCUGAUGCAGAGACAACAGAAGUUCCUUUCCAAAUUAAGUUAUCAACUGAUGACAAAGAUGAGAGAGUUGAGACUGCAGAAGAAAAGAAAAUGGUUGAGCGCAAUACAGAGACAACAGUAGUUGAAGAGAAUAUGAACAACUGUUCUGUUGAAAAUGCUCCAACACCCAUAUACAAUUCUGACAAUAGCAAGACUGGUUACAGAACAGAGAAGGACAUGAAUGAAUAUGAUGAAGAGGAAGCUGCAGACAAUGAUGAAUAUGCAAUGACCUACAAAGAUGAACAUGAAAGGAAAAGGGUUGAGUUUAUUGCAUCUGUGUGGGACAAACUGCUAAUACAACCAGGAAAAGAAAAUGAAACUGUUGAGCUUAUUGUCUUUCCCAAAAUGAAGCAGAGACUUAAUUGUUAUCCUGUUACCGAGGAAAACGAUGAAGAUCCAGAGAAAGAAGACGAGGACACUAUUGUUGGAAAAGUAAUGGAAAAGGCAGUGGAAAGAAAUGAAGAUGAAACCACCACUGUUGAUGGUGACAAACUUGAGAUUGCCAAUCAAGAACAUAGCCAAGAUUCAGCUUCACUGCAACCAGACGAGAGUGCAGAGAAAGUCACAGACAGCCAGGUUGUUCCAUUUCACAUCACUGCGGUGAAAAAGUAUGGCGGUAUUUCUCACAUUCAGCAGAUAAAGAAAGAGAACGCCUUGCAGUUAAAGCGGCUUAAAGAUAUCAAGGCAAGUUCUGUAAUCAGAAAGAUUAGUGAAACAAGAAAAAGCCCACGAAAAGUGGCUGAGGUUGCAAGCACCAUAGCAAAAAAUGAGGCCAUUAAGAAGUCUGAGAGUUUGCUGUCGUUUGAGGCUCAUGAAAUGGAGGCCAAUGAAGAGGAGGACUUUGGACCUUCAACUAGUCAGCCAGACGAUGAUGCCUUAAAUAAUGAAAAUGGAAUUGAAGAUGCAAUAUAUGAGAAGAAAUAUGCUCCCAUGCAAUCAAGUGAAAGUUCCAAGACACCAAAGACCUACCAAGCGGUGCCAUUCCAAAUCACGCCGUUGAAGAAGUAUGGAAGUAUUUCCCAAAUGGAGAAAGUAAAGAAGGAGAAUGCCAUUCGCUUGAAGCGUCUCAGAAAUGUUACGGCCAGCUCUACCUUCAGAGAAACAGUUAAACAGAAAAGUCCUAGGAAGGCAAUGAUGUCGGCUGCUAGCAUUUCUGAGAAAAAUGCUGCUGAAAACAAGGACUAUGGACCUUCCACUAGCCAACAAUGCAAUGAUGACUUAGGUCCUGAAGAUGAUGAGGACCAAGGUGAAAAGGAAUUUUCAGAUGAAGAGACUAAAUCUGAAAGAAAGUUGCAAGCAUAUGAACAUUCUGAGAUAGUAAAGGAACCUGGUGCCAUGCCUUUCCAUAUCACUUCAGUGAAUACACUUGAAAGUAUUUCUUAUUUGGAGAAGAUUGUUAGGGAAAACGAUAUACAAUUGAAACUGCUCAGGAGUGAAAAGGCAAGACGUGAUGCGCAGAAGUCAUUUGAUGUCAAACAAAGCCCAAGGAAGUGUUUGAAAUCCUCUGUAAACAUAACCAGUCAUGAGGCCACUGAAGACCCAGAGAAAGCAAGGUCCUUUGCAGACUAUGACAAGAAUGCCGCUGAAAACCAGAAAUAUGGAUCUUACACAAGUCAACCAUACUAUGGCGCCUUCCAGAAUGAUGCCUACAGUUGUGAAGGUGAUAACAGCGGAGACCAGGAAGCAGAUGAAACUAGACAUGAAAGAAAACUGCCAAAAGCAGAUGACCCUGGUCUGAUUCCUUUUCACAUCACACCAUUGAAGAAGUAUGGUGGCCUAUCACACAUGGAGCAAAUAAAGAAGGAAAAUGCAAUUCGGUUGAAGCGGCUGAGAAAUGUAAAGGCAAGCUCUACUGUUCAAAGAUCAAUGAAAGUAAAACAGAGCCCGCGAAAAGUUGCAGUGUCUGCAGAAAACGUAUCGAGGAGAAUCUCUGAAAGCCCUGAGCGUGCAAAGUCCUUUGCCGUUUACCAGAAGAAUGCGGCCGAAAAUCAGGACUAUGGACCCUCUUAUGAUGAGAAGGGCAAUGAAUUUGGCCAUGAUGAGUUUGAUCAAGUAGGAGAUGAAUUCCAAGAUAAUGAAUCGAUGAGCCAAUCCUUCUUGCCAAUGUCCAAUGCAACUGAGUUUGAUGAGGAUGAUAAAAUGCCUCGGGCCAUGAAUCCGUUUACAAUUUUACCAAGAAUUCAGUACCAGAGGUAUGUUGAAGAGGAAGGAAAUGAGCCAAUGGACUUCAGCCCUAAAAAUGAAGAGGACUGCCCAAACUCUCUUGCUGCCUGGAAAACAUCUGCAAGGAACUACAAUUACAAUGAAUAUGCUGCAGGUAAUUCAAAGGAGAUAAAAUAUGGAUCUGUGCAGCACUUCAAUCAAAUGAAGAAACAGAACUCCAUGCAGCAAAAGCGUUUGAAUAAUGUUUCAAACAAAAUUGAUUCCUGGAAGCCAGAGUCAAUGAGAAACAUACCAGUGUCGCAGAAAUCAAUGCAAUAUGGUUCAGUUGACCACUUCCGAAAGAUAAAGGAGGACAAUGCAAGGAGAAAUCAAAAGCUGACCAAAGUUAAAUCAAAACUGGAAACUUGGAAUGAGGCUAACCAAGGCAGUAUCAAUUCUAUCCAGAGGAAGGAUGAUUGGAGACCAGUGGUUAACCCAAAAGAGUUUGGAUCAGUUGCGCACUACCAUCAGUCGAAGAUGAAAUAUCAGAAACAAUCGAAAUGUCUCAACCAGGUGAAGUCCAAAAUAAGCACCUGGCAACCAAAGGAGAAAAUGACGGCGCUAAGGAUGCCACGGCAAGUCGUACCGGCAAACAAUGAGCAUGUCAAGUCACUCAAGAUGUCGAUUAGAAAUGCGACCUCCAAAAUCAACUCCAGAAGAGAAAUGACGAAGACGGACAAGGGGCAGGCACCGUCCUGGAGUCGUUACAUGACACCAUCAACAAAUGUGAACCAGAACGCCAUCAUUAGAUGCUUGGAAAGAAAGAAGCAGAUUGCCAAGAUGGAGUAUCAGAAGGAGUUCAGAAGUUUCAACCUUCCCCCAGGAACCCCAAGACCCACCAACAACAUGGGCAUCAACCUGAUGAGGAGAAAACCUGCUCAAUGCUGCAGGUUAGGAAUGGUCACCAGAGCUGAAGUGAGAAGGAUGGACUAG
This is a messenger RNA of Mya arenaria, 4347 nucleotides long. RefSeq lists its product as uncharacterized. The record is from RefSeq and is a predicted model, not a curated record. Lineage: Eukaryota; Metazoa; Mollusca; Bivalvia; Myida; Myidae. The transcript is spliced from 5 exons. The coding region runs from base 1 to 4347 and encodes 1448 amino acids.